ACUCGACGCAGACCACUUUAGUGUUGUUUUGUGUAGCGCAGAGACCGCCGGUGCGCAGGCGACCCACAGUACACUCUACCACGAGCCCGUAGUAUUCUGUACUACAUACAACUGACACCAUGCGCCCAGUGCCGGUAGCGAUAUUAGUAGCUUUAUUCUCAUUGAGUAUAGCAGAAGAAAGCACAGUAUAUGAUACUAAUAAUGAAAAUCUUAACAGUUUAGAAACGAAACCUUCAGUAAGGUUAGACCCUUACAUAAGAAAAGCAUUGUUAAAAGCUCUGACUGACCUCGAACAAAGUGAUAACUUUACAGAAACGGAAUCAACUGCUGUAAAUCCAACAGCGGAAACGGAAUAUUUCAGACAAAAUGAAGAUUUAACAACAGUACAAACAUCUAAGGAUGGCAUACAAAUACAUUCAUACAUAGUUAAUGGACAAUCUGCCUUUACAAAUAGCACAGACGCGACACCCAUGUUACUUGAAAGUAAUGUAUCUAUCUUGGACACGACAGUAGGAAAUGUAGAGAACCAAGUAACGUCUACUCUCCCAACUCAAAAUCCUUACACAGAAAUAUUCCAAACCAAAGAAAGUACCAACUACUCUCAUUUACGAACGAAACAAAGUCCGAAAAUUGAUAUUUAUACCAAACAGUCGAGUUCCACAUCAAAACCAACGACUACCACGACCACGACUACUACAACUACAACUCCGAAACCAACUCAUGACUUAGAUGGUAAAAACAUUGAAGAGGUUGACAAAAAAGACGUUCAAGUCUUCCAAGCUCCUUUAGUUGCUGCGUUCACCGUUCACCAGGAUGGCCUUGGCCAUCCAAAAAGAGUUGUGCCGAUAUACCAACAAACAAAUAUACAAGAAGUCUUGAAGUCACAAUCGACUACAAAUGUACCAACAGGUAUCUUACCACCACAGAUUUUAAGUCAAAGCUUUUCGAUCGAUAACAGGAACUUAAACAAGAUAGCUCAAAACAACUUUUUAUCCCAACAAAUAUUAUUACAAAAACAACUUGAAGAAAAACAAAGAAUUCUUGAAGAACAGCUACAGUUGUUACAACUUCAACAAAGGCAGCAAGAAGAUUUACUAAGAAAGCAACAAUUGUUGAUUCAACAAAAAGAAGCGCAGCGACAGCAACAAAUUUUAUACGAACAGGAUCAGUUGAAAAGACAUCAACUUCUUGUUGAGCAACAAAAAAUCCAAUCAAAUCAGAUUUUAGGCGGUUUUCAGGGACAGAAAGGUUUGCAAUCAAAUAGGUUUUUAAACCCGAGCACAACGUUACAAAGUCAGAAUUCCCAAGUAUCAAUUCAGCCGAGUGUACAUUUAGAGCAAGUAAACCUCCUAGCUAAUCAACAACAGUUACCUAACAGAGAAGCUGUGGAUUUUCUUAUACAUCUCCGUAGUCAGCGACCUGAACAAUUUCCUCUGCAAGAAAACCAUCUUCCCCAAGGUAUUACCAACUUCUUGCACCCAAAUCCCAGCCAAGCCCCUUUUCACCAAGGACCAAACUUCAACCAAUUAAGACUAACUGAUGACCUAACGAGACAAAAACAGAGCACUCGAGUAUUUCGACAAGAGAGUGGUGUUGGAAAUUUCGGGUUGAAUGGAGAAUAUAAUAGAUUCAAUACUUUCAGUCCAGUUUAUAGUAACCACUUUUUUCCAUCGAACAGACAGAAUCAGUUUAAUGCGGACGCACAAUUAAAACAAUUGUUAGUUGAAACAGGCCUUAAUGGGAAAACUCAUGAAGAUUUAAAUAUUGUUACAAAAGUUUUGUCGUUGAAUCAUGGUAUACCAAUAAAUAAUAACAUUUCUAAUAGAUUGCCUUUCGAUAGCCGGAGACACGUUAGAACUUCGUUAUAGGUCAUAUGAAACACGAUAUAACUGGACACUUUUAGAAGUAAAUGGCUGCCAGGUUUUAUAGUGCUUGAAUCAAACUGCUAUUAACUUUAAAUACAUAUACUAGUGCUGUUUAAUUUCAAAUAAGCAAUUAUUUCCCCAGCCAUUACGUCAUUACACAACCAAAGAGGCUACGCAAAACCGCUACGUAUUCCCCGGCGCUUAAAUUUUCAUUCCGCAUUUUAAUAAGUGGACCUAUUAUUAGAGAAAAAUCAUUAUUUAUUAUUUU
This is a messenger RNA of Papilio machaon (common yellow swallowtail), 2133 nucleotides long. RefSeq lists its product as uncharacterized. Lineage: Eukaryota; Metazoa; Arthropoda; Insecta; Lepidoptera; Papilionidae. The transcript is spliced from 2 exons. The record is from RefSeq and is a predicted model, not a curated record. Bases 120 to 1868 code for a protein of 582 amino acids.